Molecule: messenger RNA, 1774 nt
Organism: Contarinia nasturtii (swede midge)
Lineage: Eukaryota; Metazoa; Arthropoda; Insecta; Diptera; Cecidomyiidae
Product: zinc finger protein 883-like
Exons: 2
Coding region: 141-1574 (477 amino acids)
Biological process (GO): regulation of transcription by RNA polymerase II
Molecular function (GO): DNA-binding transcription factor activity, RNA polymerase II-specific; RNA polymerase II cis-regulatory region sequence-specific DNA binding
Source: RefSeq, a predicted model, not a curated record
AUAUCGAGCGGAUGAUCGAAUUGUGCUGAUUCAUUUCACUAAAUACAGUUCCAUAUAUGGAGUGAGAACAGAUUUGAGUCAUAACAAGGCAGCAAUUAAAAGAAGCAACACACGUCUCUUGCUCCAAACAGUGAAUACAUAUGUUUUAUAUUCCUGCACAAGUCAAUUGGAAGCGCCAAGAAACAAUGAAUCCGCAUCGAAACAAAGGAACUUUGGGUGGAAGAGCCAAGAAGCACAAAUGCAAACAAAAGCAAAAAAAAGUGGAAAUCAAACAAGAGCCGGAUAUAAAGCAAGAGCCAAGUGACGGUGCUUAUUUGAUUCAAUACAUGCCGUCAUCGCCCCAAACCACAACGAAUGCAAUCAUCAAGUCGGAAAGCGAGAGCGAUAGUGAGGUUGAUUUGGAAACUAAGCGGAGUUAUAUGAAGAAAGAGGUCAAAAGCGAAGACGAGUGUUCGAAGAAGGAAUGUGACGCGACAAAGGAUGGAGAUGGAAUGACAAAUGAUGACCAGGUUGGUGAAAGCUCAAAUGCUCCAAAACGAUAUUUGAAUGGCGAUCAGCACAAAAAACGACAAACAAAACGAAAGAAGUCAAAAAACGCCAAGAAUGGCAGCGUGGCUAAAACUACAAAAUCAUCGAAGCAUCAGAAGAAACACAAAUGUAAUUUCUGUCAUUAUGUGACAUCGAAAAAAUCAAAUCUAACAGAUCAUAUUCGUACCCACACCGGUGAAAAGCCGUUCGCAUGUGAAAUAUGUGGCAAGGCUUUUACACGAAAGGAUCAUUUAAAUGGGCAUAAGAAAAUCCAUGCACCAAAACAUCCAUUCUCUUGUUUGAAGUGUCGACGUGGUUUUGCAAAUAAAAUCGAUAAAAUCAACCACGAAAGCGAAUGCAAACAUCCUCAAUAUGCAUGUCAUUCAUGCAAAAAUGCCUUCCUUCAUUUGAAAUCUCUCAAGCAACACAUGCGAAACCACAGUAGUAAGAGACAAUUUAGAUGCCGUGUUUGUGCUAAAACAUUUACCCGCAAUGAUUAUCUUUCCGCUCAUUCACGCACUCACAUCAAACAACUUCCAUUUGAUUGUGUUCGAUGUGGUCGAAGAUUUGCCGAUGCAAACGAGAAACAAUCGCAUGAGGAUCAUUGCAAAUGCCGGCGAUACGAUUGUUAUCUUUGCCCUUUCAAAAGCUUUCGAAAAUAUCAAUUGAAGGUGCACAUGCAAGUCCAUCACACUGGCGAGAAACAAUUUAACUGUGGUAUUUGCGGAAAGAAAUUCGUUCGAAAAGAUUAUCUCAAGCAGCAUUUGGAAACACAUUCAAAACCACAACCAUCCCGUUGCUCCAAAUGCUUUAAAUCAUUCGCAAAAGAAGACGAUAAGAAUGCACAUGAAGAACGCUGCAAGCAUCACCUUUAUCAGUGUUAUUUAUGCAGAGUUUUAAAGCAUCAAUCACAAAAUUUAAAACUUCACAUGCGAAAUUAUCACACUGGCGAAAAGCCAUUUCCAUGCAAACUAUGUGACGGUCGUUUUUCGCUACUUGGUAGCGCUAAUAAACACAUGGAAAAGGUACACGGUUUUAAAAAAUGAUUACAAUAGUAUUUCAUCUCAAAAUCAAUUCAUAUAAACGUUGAUUAGCAGCAAAUUAUCAAAAUCCGAUUUUCUAAUUUAGAAAAAUAUUUCUAUGUCUAAAAAAGAUCAACACAUGUCAAUUAACUUUUUCUAUCUUGAAUUUCACCUUCGAUCAAGCUAGAGAAUAAGAUAUGAAACUUUUAAUAUCAAGAAAUUGA